GGCUCACGCUGCGAUUCAAAUGGGAGCCUGCUCUAUAGAGAGAGAGAGAGCUCACGGCAUACGAAUGGACGUCCAGCUAGUGAACUGAUUGAAGAGUCGGUUUGAAAGAGCACACAGAUGAAAUUGCGGCUGGAAAAAUGUCAAGGAAGCAUGCAUCUACAUUUAAUGAGGGUCUUCAAAAAGAGUUUACAUUUCUAAAAAAGGAGUCAAUGACAGAGCCUAGUAAAGUGAGGUGUGAGAUUUGUGGAGCUCACUUUUCAAUCGCCCAUUGAGGCCGCACCGACUUCGUGCAGCAUGUUCAUUCAAAAAAGCAUGUGGAUGCUGCUAAAAGUGAGUGUGCCACACCAAGUGUUAGCGAUUUCUUUGUGAAGCAAAGUUCCGAAUCUGACAAGGUGCAUGCAAGUGAAGGACUUUUUGCUUAUCAUUCUGUUGUGCAUGACCAUGGCUUUGCACAUUCAUAACCUGAGAAAAGUCUUGCAGGCCAGGCUGGAGGAAUCAUUCAUACCCUCUGACAUUAAAAAGCAGUUGGAUGCCCUGGUUGAAGCUGGUGACAUGUGAGCGGAUAAUUUCUUUUGUGCAAUGAGAAUCUUUUAUUCAGCAUUGGUGGAUUACCUCCAAAAUGGGAGCCGCUCAUUGGAGAACACAGAAAAACUUGAGUGGGCCCUACUGAGAGACAUCCCAGAGCGGAAAGACAUUCAGAGCAGCCUCGAACCCUUCUCCAGAAUCCCUGCUCUCAGUUUGAUUGACGAAACCACACUCUUUGAUGAGUGGGCUUGGGCAAAAAACAUUGUCACUCAUCACAUCACUGAGUGAAACAUGAACAAGACUGCCAUGUCUGAGAGAUGGACAGACGUUUUUCGUGAGCUGGAGAGCAAGACCAUCAACUUCGGAGUCUUUCCAAGGUCGUGGAGUUUGUUUUAUGCCUGCCUGGGACAUCUGCAUUUGUGGAGUGUGUGCAUUAAUGAACACAGCAUGGACACCGAAUAAAUCUCGACUCAGUGUAACAGUCAUGAAGGCAAUGCUUUUCAUACGUCUUAAUUUUGGACUGGACUGCUCUGCAUUUUACGAUAAACUCUUGAAAGGCAAGCGCACACUGAGAAAAAUUGCUGCCAGCAAAAAGUACAAGGUGACAACAGUUACAGAUGCAGAUGCAACCUCUACUUCGCAUUGAUCGGCGCCUAGGUAAGGAUACCUUAAUUUCAUUAUUGCUGGGAGGGGGCUGUCCCAUUUUCCACAAGCAGGAAUCUGGUCACCCUAAAUCAGGCUUCCUCAAUAGGCGGCCCGCGAGAGAAAAAUGUUUGGCCCGCGCUUUCAAAUAGUGUUGUCAAGGUAACAUCAGUGUAAGCACGUCUCUGUCACGAAAAUUCAAAGGCAGCAUCAUGACAGCAUUAAUCUAACAGUGAAAACAUGGCGAGUGUGAAGAAAAGAAAAGUGGACACGGAAAAUAGACAAUUCAAAUGUGAAUGGACUGAACAAUUUCGUUUAAAGCUGACACUUUUUGAACGCGAUCUUCGAGGGAGAAAGCUACACUUUCCGCAUUGCAACAGCAUUGCGAGAAACACCAGAUGCGAGAGGACCCACUAAUGCGUGACUUCGUGAUGAGACUGGAAGAGAAUUUCAAGGAGCGAUUUGAGAGCUUUAACCUGUCAAGUGAACUACUUCUCUUCCUAAGACAGCCAUUUUCAGUCCCAGCAGGUGGGCAAUGGACUGCUGAGGCCAAACGGCUGGUUUCAUCCUUAGAUGAAGCAUCUUUGCAGUUGGAGAUUUUGGAAAUGUCAAAGUCUGAUUUGCUCAGAGAGCAACACAAGCAGGCUAGUGUUAGCAACUUUUGGACAAAAGUGGUUUCUCAAGCUAAAUUCAAGAACAGCAGAAUCACUGCAAUGUUCCUACUUUCAAUGUUCCCCUCCACUUACAUCUGUGAGUCAUCGUUUUCUAUAAUGGACAUCAUCAAGAACCAGGAUAGAAAUAGACUGUCCAGUGUGCAUCUUGAUCAGUGUCUCAGGAUUGCUACAACAGAAUAUAUAGCCCCAACAUCAGAGGUAUUGCUUCAGCCUGUCGCUGUCACUUCUCUCAUUGAAUGGGAAAUUGAAGAGAAGAGAUCCAGUCUGGAGAUGAGCAGGAGCAGUUGACUCGUGUGGCAGACAUGGAGAUCCAGAUUUUUUGUUUGUUCAUUUGUUUUUAAUAUUCAACAGGCAAAGUUCUUUAGUUUUCUGUAUCUGAAUACAAAAAUGUUCAUAAUUGUUUGAAUAAAAGACUACUGAGAAAUGUAAAAAAAAAAAAAAAAAAAUUAGAAUAUGUAUAUUGUGACUUUUACAUUUACAUUACAUUUAUGCAUUUGGCAGA
Molecule: messenger RNA, 2343 nt
Organism: Myxocyprinus asiaticus (Chinese sucker)
Lineage: Eukaryota; Metazoa; Chordata; Actinopteri; Cypriniformes; Catostomidae
Product: general transcription factor II-I repeat domain-containing protein 2-like
Exons: 3
Coding region: 1566-2129 (187 amino acids)
Molecular function (GO): protein dimerization activity
Source: RefSeq, a predicted model, not a curated record